Messenger RNA from Ochotona curzoniae (black-lipped pika), 3590 nucleotides. It is a transcript of the gene SHTN1, whose product is annotated as shootin 1. Lineage: Eukaryota; Metazoa; Chordata; Mammalia; Lagomorpha; Ochotonidae. The record is from RefSeq and is a predicted model, not a curated record. The coding region runs from base 227 to 2122 and encodes 631 amino acids. The transcript has 17 exons.
CCCGCCCCGUCGCCCGCAGGUGGAGCGGCCGCGGGCGCCGAGUAGGUGCGUGGGGAUGAUCUCACCCGCUCGCACCGCGCCAGGAGGAGGAGGAGGAGGAGCGGGAGCGGAUCCAACUUCCGGGUAGAGGCGCCGCACGCCAGAGGCGUCUUUGCCUUGUCUUCCCCUCCCCCGGGUCCCCUCGUCGCUCCCUCCUUUUCUUUUAUUCGCGGCCCCACCCGCCAAAAUGAACAGCUCGGCCGAGGAGAAGCAGUUGCAGCUCAUCACCAGCUUGAAGGAGCAAGCAAUAGGCGAAUAUGAAGACCUCAGGGCUGAGAACCAGAAGACGAAAGAAAAGUGUGACAAAAUUAGGCAAGAACGAGAUGAAGCUAUUAAAAAGCUGGAAGAAUUUCAGAAAAUUUCUCACAUGGUUAUAGAGGAAGUGAAUUUUAUGCAGAACCAUCUUGAAAUAGAGAAGACUUGCCGAGAAAGUGCCGAAGCCUUGGCAACCAAGCUAAAUAAAGAAAAUAAAACACUGAAGCGGAUCAGCAUGUUAUACAUGGCCAAGCUAGGGCCAGAAGUAAUAACCGAGGAGCUCAAUACCGAUGAUGAAGAUCCUUCCAGUGACGCGGAGGCCGCCACGGAGACCUGCGUCUCGAUACAGUGUCAGAAGCAAAUCAAAGAACUUCGAGAUCAAAUUGUAUCUGUUCAGGAAGAAAAGAAGGUAUUAGCCAUUGAGCUGGAGAAUCUCAAAAGCAAGCUUGUAGAAGUGACGGAAGAAGUAAAUAAAGUUAAGCAAGAAAAGGCUGUUUUAAAUUCUGAAGUUCUCGAACAGAGGAAAGUCUUAGAGAAAUGCAACAGAGUGUCCAUGUUAGCCGUCGAAGAGUAUGAGGAGAUGCAGGUCAGCCUGGAGCUGGAGAAAGAUCUCCGGAAGAAAGCGGAGUCGUUUGCCCAGGAGAUGUUCAUUGAACAAAACAAGCUCAAGAGACAAAGCCACCUCCUGUUACAGAGCUCCGUUCCUGACCAGCAGCUCUUGAAAGCUUUAGAUGAAAAUGCAAAACUCACCCAGCUUCUUGAAGAAGAGAGAAUUCAGCAUCAGCAGAAGGUCAGAGAGUUAGAGGAGCGACUGGAAAGUGAGACGCUGCACAAGGAGAUCCACAGCCUCAAGCAGCAGUUGGAGCUUAUGGAAGAAGACAAGAAGGAUCUAGAACUGAAGUACCAGAGCUCUGAGGAGAAAGCCAGGAACUUGAAGCAUUCCGUGGAUGAACUCCAGAAGCGUGUGAACCAGUCUGAGAACUCGGUCCCUCCGCCCCCUCCGCCUCCACCGCCGCUGCCGCCGCCUCCUCCCAACCCCAUCAGAUCCCUCAUGUCCAUGAUCCGGAAACGAUCCCAUCCUAGUGGCAGCGGAGCCAAGAAAGAGAAGGCAACUCAGCCGGAAGCAGCCGAAGAAGUUACAGAUCUCAAGCGGCAAGCAGUUGAAGAGAUGAUGGAUAGAAUUAAAAAGGGGGUUCAUCUCAGACCUGUUAAUCAGACCACCAGACCCAAGACACAGCCGGACUCUUCAAAAGGCUCCGAAAGUGCAGUGAAUGAACUAAAAGGAAUACUGGGAGCACUUAACAAAUCUACUAGCUCGAGAAGCUUAAAAUCCCUUGAGCCUGAGAGCAGUGAAACUGAGUUAGAGAGGAUUUUGCGUCGCCGGAAAGUGACGGCAGAAGCAGAUAGCAGUAGUCCGAGCGGGAUAUUAGCCACCUCAGAGUCCAAAUCCAUGCCCGUGUUGGGUUCUGUAUCCAGUGUAUCAAAAACAGCCUUGAACAAGAAAACUCUGGAGGCAGAAUUCAACAGCCCGUCCCCCCCAACACCUGAUACAGGUGAGGGGCCCCGUAAAUUGGAAGGAUGCGCAAGUUCCAAGGUUACGCUUGAGCCUCCCAGUAGCAUUGGAUACAGGAGAAAGUACAUUGGCGGUGAAAAUGACGCUGAAGCAGUUGUAGUUUUAGAUCCCGUUUCCUCAAAUGAACCCCAUACCAAAGACCAGGUUGCUGAACAAGAGCCUACUCAAUGCAAGGAGGAUGGAGGCGAAACGAAACCAGAACACAAAGAUGGCAGCACCGAAAAACUGAGCGAGACAGACAGCUCCAGCUGCUGACGCAUCUCCCAGAAGGCUGAUGCUUCGGAGGUCAUUUUCACGAAGCACACGACUCGCUGUGGCGUGGGGCCGGGGCUGCAGGUGCCGCCGUAGUCACUGCCCUCACAUUAUGUAUUCUUUUCCAGUGUCACUUUUGUAAGUAGCAACUAUAAACAUAAGUAAGCUUAAGUGUAGCAAGACGCACAUUCUGCAUAGUUUCCUCAUUUUGUUUUGCAGUUCAUAGGGAUAAGGUUUUUCCUAGUUUAUUGUCUCCAGUAUGACUUCUUUCAGAAGAUUCUAGACUGAUCCUUUAGGACAUGUGCAUACCACUCAUGAUGUCAUGUGAUGCCCAGAUUCCAGGUGCAGGCAGGCACCUGGAGGAGCAGAGCUGCCCGGGUCCACCUGGUCAGGAAAGCUCUUGUCCCCUUGUGCAAGAGCCAGCACACCUGAGCUGUUUUCUCUAGUGGACCGAGAGAACACUCAGGAGCUGGCCUCAAACUAGCUGUGCCAUUGUCUUCAUUACACAAAUUAUUGACCAUUGGCUGAAAAAUACAAGCUACUGACCGUGCCCAAGCCUCCCAAGGACUUCAGUGGGACUGGACUGCUCUGGUGGCCUGAACCCAGGACCCAGGUCAAAGUCCAGACCUUGAAUUUCACAAUCCUAUUUUUGCAAACCCCGUGCUCAGAGUUCAUUAUGUUUUCCCAUAGACUGCUGUGGCACAAGGACCCCGUUUGACCCCAGUUCUUAAGUGCAGUGAGGGUGAAUAGGUGAGUGACAAGCACACACUUCCCUUGCUUCACUGCUGUUCAACAGCACACAGGGGGCUUGUUUUGUUUUGUUUUGUUUUGGUGGUGUUUUUCUUUUUUUGAAGAAAUUAAGUGGUAGUUAGUCUCUGAAAAAUACAAUGUCCAGGCUACUACAGUGAAUACAUAGAAAUAUAAUCAGGGAUUUUAAAAAAGAGAAACUUAUGCAGCUUUUCACAGUUGAUUGUUUCAAAAUUGAUGUUUAUUUAAAAUAAGUGGUAAUGUACUUGAAUGCACUUUUUUAUGACAAUGAUUCAGUCACGGUAAUUUUACUAUUAAAGAAAGUAAAAGGUUUAGUUUUAUUAGCAUGACUCAGCAUGUAACUGUCAGGUGUUUCUCACCUAAGGGUGAAAGGAAACGACAGUAGCAGUAGUUGCAGUGUAUUGUAUUUUUGCACGUGUGCUAAGCGUAGGCUUGAAGAGGUGGGUGGGCAAGUGGAAUGUACUUCCUGACUUUGGAGAUAAUUGUCUUUCUGUGGGUUUGUUUUGCUUGAUGAUUUCCAUGUUGUUCUGUAAUGGUUUUUGCAGUGACUUACCCGUUUAACUCAUGGGGAAUUGAAAUGUAAUGUGUUUCAACCUUGUUUUUCCCAACCGGAACAAUACUGCUGUACGGGAUACUAACUGUAGACCCGACUCACUUCAACAAGUCCUGUUAGGCUGCGCUUUCAACCCUCCUUCCCACAACU